AUGAGGGAGGCGUACUUGCGGGAGGUAGCCGGCCUUCGACAGCAGCUUGUUCGGAAGGAGCAGGCAGAGGCGGACCUUGAAUGCUGGCCUUUGCUCCAGUGCGAUUCUAGAGAGAGAGGUGCUGAGUUUGUGCCUGAUAUCAUCUCGCAUUUCUCAGUCCACGAGAGCCUCAGUCAGGAAGUGGAAGAUCGUCUGGAGGAGCAGAGAAAGCGAAUGGAGGAGCAGCAUCAGUCUGAGCUGGAGAGGCUUAUGAAGGAGAAUUUGGAGUUGCUCCACAAGUUCAAGAACAAAGCCAUGCAGGAGAAGCACGAGAACAAGGCAACAGAGACUGUUUCCGUGCAGCACGCCAGCAUCGAAGUCCAAACUUCGGACGAUGCGCAUGGAGCCAGCAUCGCAGCCAACAUGCCAAGUGAGGAUGCCGACAUUGAGGUGGAUGAAUUGGACUGCCUGGAUCUCGACGUUCUGGUCACUACUGUGGAGAUCCCGGAGGCACGCCGGCCCCUGGUUCAAGGUGAUGGGCAAGCGCACAUCGCAAGGACGAUCGCGGACGGCCUCGAGGGAGUUCUCAGGUUGCGCAGAUACCUUAUCCGUCGACCGUCAGACGUCCGGUCGCACAGGUGGCAAGCCACGACCGAGGCGCUAGAUGCACGGCUUCCAAGGCCCUUGGGGGAGAAGCCGCCGCAACAUCAGGGGAGCACAUGGGUCUUCGCCAAGCUUUUCUUCAACAGAAUCACCGAGGACACUUCCGUUUCCGAUCUGGAGAGCAAUGCCAGCAGCGUGGGCCCAGACCUGAGUCAUCCAGCUUCGAAGCGGACGGUCAACGUUGUGAACACCUCCGAGUGUGCGAUACAGACAGCCUUGGUGGCGUGGAUGAAAGUCACUGGAAUAGGAAUAAGCGAGGGGUCCGGAAUAAUAGACUCCGCUCAAUUCGGCUGGUUGGAACGUGGGAGCUCGGAGGUGUGGGGUGCGGCCAGCGUGUACUCUGAUCUUUCCAUCUUCCGUUUUCUAACGAAAUCCGCGAAGAGUGCACGGCGCUUUGAGAUUAACAUGUAUGAGAAGCCCUGCUGGGCCGUGUCCAACAACUCCGGAUUUUGCUUCAAGAUUCUCGGAUUUAUUGGGAUUUGGCCGUCCCCUCCCCUCAACGCAGAACUCUACUUCGUUUGGAAGGAGCCGAGAAGUACUGUUUACACCUUGUUCGCCUGCAGCCAAAGCGCCAUCGACACAACGGCGGCACAGGUUUCCUCGAUGUCCACGCAGGUUGACCCCAUCAUGCUGGGACUCGUGGAUGUGCAGGACCUGUCGUUCUUGCAGGGCUGUUUACCCAGAUCUACAGCUAAAUCGAGGGCUGAUGUUGUGACGCCUGCCAGCCUGGGGGUCGCGUGCGAUUUGGCAAAAGCUACCUGA
Messenger RNA from Symbiodinium necroappetens, 1404 nucleotides. NCBI's taxonomy places the organism in Eukaryota, Dinophyceae, Suessiales, Symbiodiniaceae. The record is from the annotation of a GenBank genome assembly.